AUGGGCUUCAACACAUUUCCUCGUAAUGAAAAUAAAUGGGGUAGAACAGAUUGGUCUCGACCUUCUUUCACAACAGUAAAGCAAGAACCAAUAGAAACAAAAGAGUCUAAACCAUCCCAACCCCGUUUUAGUGUGUUUGGUAAAAAAGCCAAAUUCACUCAAAUAAACAAGGAAGAACAAGAAGCAAAGCCAAUAGAGAAAACGACCUAUAAAAAGAACACAUUUCAACUGCAUCUUUCUACAAAAUCCUCAGCCAACCAUAAAUUUCAAGAAUUCAAUCAAAGCCUACCAGUCAAAAAGAAAAGACAAUGCGUUCAAUUCGAGCCCAUCUGUCUAGAACGAGUCUGCCUCUUUUUGGAAACACAACCUCCCAUAGAACUUAAAGAGGCCCACGAUAAACAGCUCACGAACCCUUCUUUUCGUAUUAAAUGUCCUUGUUGGCCACACCCAGAGACUUCAGACUAUUAUGAUCAAAAAGUAGUCAUCUUGAACAAGAAGCAUUUCUCUAUUGUGGAUAACAAAUAUAUCAAAGGCAAAGUCAUGGUACGCAAUCUGGCAUUAGAUAAAGCCGUUUUGAUUCGAUACACGUUUGAUCAUUGGACAACCGUGUUGGAUGUAGAUGGCGUCUUUUUUGGUCCAAACCCCAAGAAUAUCACGUUUGACAUGUUUGACUUCACUCUGGACCUCACACAAGGGCAACUGGCUGAUCAUGGUGAAUUACGUGGCAAGAUUGAGUUCUCUAUACGAUAUACAGCUGGCCAUAUGGAUUACUAUGAUAAUAAUGAAGGUCGUAGUUACCAAAUCAAGGUCAUUUGUGAUCCAUUAAAUGACCCUUGGGCUACAGUAAAAGAACCAGAAUCAGAACAUGAAGAAGAACAAGAACAAACACAUCCUGAAGAUGACGAAGAAGAGGACGACGACGACGACGAUGAAGAAGAAGAAGAGAUAGAAAAACACAAUCAUUUUGCAAAUGCACUCAAGGACUAUAAGCAUGAUACAUCAUUUCAUCUCAAACGACGUCAGUUAUGGCUUAGUGCAAGAUAUGAUUUCAGUCAGUCUUUGUCUCUGGCUAAACAGUCAUCCCAUCAUGACACAGUCUCAUUUGUAGGAGCAAAAGAUUAUUUUAGUACAAAACCUGUAUAUAUUCCUUCUGACUUACCUAGUCCAAAACCAUCUCCUACCAUGUCUUCUGCAUCACUACCCAAAGGCGAUAUGGAUUUCAAUUCAAACUAUUACAUGGAACUACUCAACAAAUAUUGCUUUUAUAACAGUGAAAAAGAUGUUCAGUUAUCCAUUAACAAUAUUUAA
This is a messenger RNA of Gilbertella persicaria, 1308 nucleotides long. RefSeq names its product putative phosphatase regulatory subunit-domain-containing protein. The record is from RefSeq and is a predicted model, not a curated record. The coding region runs from base 1 to 1308 and encodes 435 amino acids. Gene Ontology annotation, biological process: regulation of glycogen biosynthetic process. Gene Ontology annotation, cellular component: protein phosphatase type 1 complex. NCBI's taxonomy places the organism in Eukaryota, Fungi, Mucoromycota, Mucoromycetes, Mucorales, Choanephoraceae. The transcript has a single exon. Gene Ontology annotation, molecular function: protein phosphatase 1 binding; glycogen binding.